This is a messenger RNA of Sphenostylis stenocarpa, 336 nucleotides long. The record is from the annotation of a GenBank genome assembly. Lineage: Eukaryota; Viridiplantae; Streptophyta; Magnoliopsida; Fabales; Fabaceae.
AUGGAAUCGAAUAACCGCCAAUCCGAUCGCCGCCGCCAAUCCGAUAGCCGCUCAUCGAGCGGUCGCUCAUCGAGCGGUCGCUCAUCGAAUAGUGGCUCAUGGAUUAGCCGUCUCUACCAUAGUUUCGGGACGAUGUCAUCAAAUCUCGGCCACGGAGACCCUGUUACUGUACAAUCGUUCAAUAACCUCAAGAACGGGACGCAAGUUUUCAACCGUGCCAACAUUCAGAGCCCUGAAAUUAAAAACUCUUUCAACAACCUCGGGUCAGGCUUCCAAAAUCUCGCUGGCAUAGUGAUAAAGCUUCCCGCCCACAAUACUCAUAACUACAGAUCAUAG